Acipenser ruthenus (sterlet) is the source of this 1685-nucleotide messenger RNA. RefSeq names its product shisa family member 3 (gene shisa3). The coding region runs from base 669 to 1403 and encodes 244 amino acids. NCBI's taxonomy places the organism in Eukaryota, Metazoa, Chordata, Actinopteri, Acipenseriformes, Acipenseridae. The transcript has 2 exons. The record is from RefSeq and is a predicted model, not a curated record.
GAAAGCGAUGUGAUAGGUCACACAGGUAGAGGAUCAUUAACACUAAUAUUACAGAAGAAAAAAUAAAUAAAUAACUAAAUAACACAUUUAUUGCACAUAGCAUCAUUUGUAUUGCAUAGCUGUUAAUAGUUUAUUAGGUAGCGGCAUCUGGAGACCUCGGUAUUUGCUUGUUGCAUUUUGCCUAAUUUAAAGUUUUGUUGGAAUUUUCAAAGACCAGCCGAAGUGUCAAAACGUAAACGGAACUUUCUUUCGCAAUGUAUAUCAUUUGUUUUGGUUUACAUCCGCGUGGUUAAACUAGUAUAUGUAACCUAUAAUACACAUUUACUAGACAACACUGUAUUUUUACAUGGUGUAAUAGUAAUACCUGUUUUUCUGAGACUAUUUGUUGAAAUUUGAUGAGGCAAAAUACCAUGACAAUACUAUGACAACCAAGUGUCAGUUAACAAAAUAGUUUUUUUUGUGUUACUUUUUCCCCAAAUCGUCUGCAGAGCUCCACUGUGUGUGUAGCUGCAUGUUUAGUGUACUUCACCACCUCGCAGGAUACUCAACUUUAUCAAGUGCUGUUUCUUCAAAACAGCCAAUGCCACAGUACAGUACUGUACACAAACAAACAAACAAGAGAAUAACAACUCCCGCAAGUAAAUAAACUGUUUAAACCAGAUCCUAGGAUGUUGUCUUUGUUGCACUGCCUUUUGCUGGGAUAUUUCUUCUGGAACCUGAGGACCUCGGACGCCCACGGAGAGUUCUGCCAUGGCUGGGUGGACAGUAAUGGGAAUUACCACGAAGGAUUUCAGUGUCCGGAGGAUUUCGACACUUUGGACGCUACUGUUUGCUGUGGCUCGUGCUCUCUCAGAUAUUGCUGUGCAGCCGCGGAUGCUAGACUGGACCAGGGCAGUUGCACAAAUGACAGGGAGCUGGAGAAUACAGAAUUUGCAGCACAACCAGUUUACGUGCCAUUCCUUGUCGUUGGAUCCAUCUUCAUUGCCUUCAUCAUUGUGGGCUCUCUGGUGGCCGUUUACUGCUGCACCUGUUUGAGACCAAAGCAAAGCACCCAGCAGCCAAUCAGAUUCUCCCUUCGAAGCUGCCAGACGGAAACUAUCCCUAUGAUUUUAACCACGACCAGUCUGAGGACUCCCUCCAGGCAGUCGAGCACAGCGACAAGCUCCAGCUCCACAGGAGGGUCCAUUCGCAGGUUCUCUAUCGGUAGAACCGAGCCGGGACACAGCUGCCUUGUGUCAGCUCCUCCACCCCCCUACACCUCACCAGGGAGCCUGCAGACUCCUCAUCCUCUCCACCUCGCUCAGCCCUCUGGGUUCCUGCUCCCGCAGCAGUAUUUCCCUUACCCCUUACAACCAGAACCAUUCACACCUGGAAAAAGCUUCACAGAUUUCAACCAGAGCUGACUGGGGCCUGAACAAUGACAACAAAAUGGAAGUCAAUUCUAGGCUUUUGAAUAUACUGCAGUAAACCUACUAAUGCUGUGUUUAGCAGUGGUUGAUCAUCACAGACUUUCGUUCCUUCUUUUGUAAAAACAGACCUGGCCCAGGUAUAGGCUCUGUCUUUGGAUGCUGGAUAAAGACGAUAACAUCCACUUGCUUCGAUACAUUCUUGGGGCCUUUCUACUUAGGAAACUAGUAACUAAAUAAUGAAUUGUAAAAAAAAAAACUAAAAAAAAAAACUAAAAA